AAAGAAAAGAAGAUAUCUAUUCGCUCUCCGCUGCUCUUCCCUUACAUUUUUCGAAGAGUUUUUUAUUUUCUACCGUCACAGCGAUUGAUCUACCUACCUAUCUACCUACCAUACAAAUACAAAUACCUACUGGUAGUACCUGCUUAUUAUUAAACCUCCAAAGAAAGUUCUCGGGAUACACACGGGAACCAAGCAAAACCCCGUCGAAACUUAAAGCUUAGGUACUCGGGAAAUAUCACAAACAACCAAUCAAGCGCAUUAAAAGAAGUGGGUGGCAAGUUACAACAUCAACAAUAAGAACAAAUAAAUCCAUCUCAUCUUGAAGAAAUCUCACAACUCCUCAACAUAUACGAGUCUCAAAGAGACGAAAACCGUUUUAAGCAAUGACUACCACCAUGUCUUCUUCAGAAGCACCAGUUCUUCAUAGUCCUCCAAGUCCUACUGCAAAACGUCCAAAAGGUAUUUAUUAUUUAUUAUUUACAAAAUUCCCUAGCAAUUACCCCGCUACUCCCUCUCUCCAUCCAUUCAUCCAUCAAACAACAAUGAUCAAAACUAACCUUCAUCCUCAAAGGCAUUCUCAAAAACUCCUUCCACCGAUCCCCUCCCUCCCAAGCUCCCAUCACCACAGCCGCACCCCCCAUCACCUCCCCAAAACAUGUCGGUAUUCCCCUCCCCACCUCCCCAACCGGCAUAUCCGACAAAGACGUCACAUUAAAAAACACUCUCCGAAACGCCGGACCACGACGAUCCUCAUCUAGCGGACACCCAAUCCGUCGUCAAUCAUCUGGAUCCGCCCAUCACGAUGAUAACAACAACAUGCGGCUCCAAUGGGACGAAGCGAAUCUCUAUUUAACCGAGCAAGAAAAAAGCAGCACGAUGAAAAUCAACGAGCCAAAAACUCCAUAUGCGAAACAUUAUGAUCCUGCCGAGGAUGAAGAGGAGAUUCGGACGAUUGAUGCGGGGGACAUAGUAGUGGAUGAAUUAGAUAGGGUGAAAGCGGGACAGAUGAGGAGUCCACGGUCGAUUCGGGCACGGGAUGAGGAAAUCCCUGGAUUGAGUUUGGGAGAGCCUGAAGAGGCGGUGCCGGAUAGGGAGGUGGUGAUGGGGGAGUCGGAGGAGAAGAAGGUUCAUGUUGCUGGGGAGGGGAGGGAUGCAGAUGCGGAUGGGGAUGCUGGGGAUGGGGUUGGGGAAUGACGCCAGAGGAGAGGGAAAACAUGAGGUUUGAGGAGUUAAGGAGGAAACAUUAUGAUAUGGCUAAUGUGGCGGGACUUUUGGGACAUUCUGAGGAGAUUGAUGUUGAUGAGGAUGAGGAGAUGAAUGGGAGAUAGGUGGGGAUGGGCUUUGGGGAAGGUUUUCUGCUUGGGUGCUGAUGAUUUGGUGAUGAUUUGGUGAUGAUUUGGUGAUGGGUUGGUGAUGGUUUACUUGGGAAGCGGGUGUAUGAAACGAAUAGGACGAGGAGUUAACAUAUAAUCAUGGCGUUUUUGGGUUUAGGAGAAAUCAAUAGCUUUAUUUUACUUUACUUUACUUUUACUUUAUUUAAAUACCUUGAAGUAAAUACCUU
Messenger RNA from Sclerotinia trifoliorum, 1561 nucleotides. The record is from the annotation of a GenBank genome assembly. Lineage: Eukaryota; Fungi; Ascomycota; Leotiomycetes; Helotiales; Sclerotiniaceae.